This is a messenger RNA of Cordyceps fumosorosea ARSEF 2679, 441 nucleotides long. Its product is annotated as transcription initiation factor iia small chain. Gene Ontology annotation, biological process: RNA polymerase II preinitiation complex assembly; transcription initiation at RNA polymerase II promoter. The coding region runs from base 1 to 441 and encodes 146 amino acids. The transcript is spliced from 2 exons. Lineage: Eukaryota; Fungi; Ascomycota; Sordariomycetes; Hypocreales; Cordycipitaceae. Gene Ontology annotation, molecular function: RNA polymerase II general transcription initiation factor activity; TBP-class protein binding. Gene Ontology annotation, cellular component: transcription factor TFIIA complex. The record is from RefSeq and is a predicted model, not a curated record.
AUGAACUCUACCGGCGGAGCAGGUACUGAGUCUACGUUGCCCGCUUGCGCCAGGCGGAACUCUGGGGAACUCUGGCUGACCAUCCCUGACAGCAUCGGCCUUGCGUUGACGGAUACGCUCGACGAUCUCAUAAGCGAGUCUCGCAUCCAUCCGCAGCUGGCCAUGAAGAUCUUGGGAAACUUCGAUCAGGCCAUUACAGAGGCGUUGCAGAAGAACGUCCGCAGCCGUCUGCAGUUCAAGGUGAAUAGCACAGGAGAUUCCACCCCCCCGGCUCGCUGGUGGCGAAGAGGAAGUCUUGAUACGUAUCGACUUUGCGAUGAGGUGUGGACUUUUCUUAUCAAGAACGUGACAUUCAAAAUGGACAACGGCAGCCAGACGGUGGUGGCCGACAAGGUCAAGAUUGUCAGCUGCAACGCCAAGCGACCGGGCGAGGGAGCGUAG